This is a messenger RNA of Manis javanica (Malayan pangolin), 3629 nucleotides long. It is a transcript of the gene TOGARAM2, whose product is annotated as TOG array regulator of axonemal microtubules 2. NCBI's taxonomy places the organism in Eukaryota, Metazoa, Chordata, Mammalia, Pholidota, Manidae. Gene Ontology annotation, cellular component: cytoplasmic microtubule; cilium. Gene Ontology annotation, biological process: microtubule cytoskeleton organization. Gene Ontology annotation, molecular function: microtubule binding. The record is from RefSeq and is a predicted model, not a curated record.
GGGCCUGACUCCCCCUGGCCGGUGCUGGCUUGUGUUUUGGGAGAAGAUGUGCACGUCUUCUCCUCCCCUCCCCCUCCCCGGGAGCCCUGGCUGAUGGCUCAGGCUGCUGGCGACCAGUAAGCUGGGAGGCUGAGGAAGUGGGCCUGGGACUUCUCGCCUUUGAAAACUCCCUGACGCUGACUGCUCGGGUUUUUCUUCCUCUUCUGCUUCUGAUGACAUUUUUGGAGUGAAAUAAUGAUGUCCUGGUACCAGCUGGAGCGGUAAAUGAACACUUUGACUGAUCUCGACAUCUUUCUUGAGACCUGAUUUGUCUCAAAAAUCCCAAGAGGUCCCUGGAUGUUACAGGUUAGAGCCCUCUGGACCACCGAGGACUGUACUCAGCCCAGGAAGUAGCUGCUGCCGCUUGACAACCUCCCAGGCACCUUCUCCUCCCAGGGGCAUGGGCACCCGUGAUGCUGUCCCCCCAGCUAAGGUUCUGGCUCCAGUGGCUGUGUACUGUGGGAGCGUCCCUCGGAGCAGGGCAGGGCCCUGCGCACUCCCGGGUGGAAGCAGCAACGCCAGCCUGCAGACUUACAGAGAAGCCUCUCUCCAGCCAGCGCCGAGCAUCCUGCUGGAGAAGCCAGCCCCACUGUUGAGUGGAGAUGGAGACCCUGGCAACCUCAAGCUGGGCACUCCCCUGAAGGGCUGGCAGGCCAGGAAUGGCCACCCCAGGAUCCCGGGGGACCUGUCUCUGCGGCCCCACCCUCUGGGACCCCUCCCCUUGCUGGAGUCCGAGGCCAACAGCGUGGCUCGGGACACCACCCAGAUCAAGGACAAGCUCAAGAAAAGGAGGCUCUCGGAUGGCUUGGCAGUGUCUUUGCGAGCCUCUCUGGAUCUUGCGGGAGGCCCCAGAGGAGUUCCCCUGAGGAGCACCAUCCCCCGGGGCCUCUCCCAGAGGCUGCUGAGGAUGCCCAGGCCCAUGCCUCCCAUCCAGAGCAUCCCUGCCACCCCCGAGACCAGCAUAAUGAAAGAGCAGGACCUGGACCCGCCAGGGAGCAGUCAGGCUGCCCAGGAGCUGAGGCCUGGUGCCCAGGAGGUGCAGAUCUCCCGGCAGUACCUGCACUGCAACGAUGAGAAGAUGCACAAGUCACUGGGGGGCAUUGUCAUCCCGCCCAUCCCAAAGGCCGAGGUGCCCCCUGGGACCUCCUCCUGUGCAGCUGGGUCCCUUCCCAGCCUCCUGCCUCCAGGCCAGGAUGUCCUCGUGGGCCCGAGGGUGCCCCCCACACGAUUGGUUCUGGAGAGUGGGCCUUGGGAGAAGACCCCUCAGUCUCUGGAGCCAAAACCUUUGGCCCCAUCCAUCAGAGACAGGUCUGCUGCCCCUGAGAAGCCUGCCCUGCCCUCAUCUCAUUCUGCUCCUACACUGACAGCCUUCUUCAGCCAUGCGAAAGAGGCCCACCCCUUGCUGAAAGAGGUGGAGCAAAAGGGCAGCAACAGCAAGAUCCAGGUCACCAUUUCCAAGUCUGCCCAGGAGAAGAUGCGGCUGAAGCAGAUGAAGGAGAUGGAGUUGUUCCAGAGGGUGAAGGAGCCCGAGAGGGAGUGGGAGCUUGCUUCCCAGAGCCUGGGCUCCCGGAGAACCUUGGCAAAGGAAGGCCUCCUUCCCCUCCGGGGCAGCGGGACCCUGUCUGUGCCCACUGGGCUGAGCAGCCCACGCAGAAACAACAUCAGUGCCACCCUGAGGAAGCGGGCCAACCGGGCCUCACUCCCCUGCAUCCCUGUCAGCAAGCAGGAGCCCAGCUUUGCCCGCCAUGCAUCAGCUAACUCAUUACCUGCCGUGCUGACUUUGGGGUCUCCUGAAUGGGAAGAAGAGGAGGAGGAGAUGGACCUCAGAGCCUUUAAGGAGUUGAGGCCUUUCUCGAACCCUGAGCUGGGGCUGCUGGAGGCCCUCCAGUGCCUGGACAGCAGCGACUGGCAGAUGAAGGAGAAGGGUCUGGUGAGCAUCCGGCGCCUAGCAGCCUGUCACUCCGAGGUCCUCCCCGGGAGGCUGCACGACGUGUCCUUGGCCGUGACUGGGGAGGUCACCAACCUCCGCUCCAAGGUGUCACGCCUGGCCAUCAGCACCCUGGGAGACCUCUUCCGGACCUUGAAGAAGAGUAUGGACCAGGAGGCCGAGGAGAUUGCCCGCUGCCUGCUGCAGAAGAUGGGGAACACCAGCGAGUUCAUCCAGAGAGCGGCCAACCGGUCACUGGGGGCCAUGGUGGAGCAUGUGACCCCUGCUCGCUCCCUGGUGGCCCUCACCUCGGCGGGGGUCUACCACCGAAACCCCUCAGUCCGGAAGUGCACUGCCGAGCACCUGUCAGUCAUCCUGGAGCAGAUUGGUGCUGAGAAGCUUCUCUCUGGCCCCAGGGACAGCACAGACAUGCUGAUGCACAACCUGGUGAGGCUGGCCCAGGACUCCAACCAGGACACCAGGUUUUAUGGACGAAAGAUGGUGAAUAUCUUGAUGUCGAAUGCAAAGUUUGAUGCAUUUCUGAAGCAGUCUCUCCCAUCUCAUGACUUGCAGAAGGUCAUGGCGGCCAUUAAACAGCGGGGAAUUGAAGAUAGAGAUGAACUUCCAUCUGCCAAAGGCCACAAGGUGUCAAGAAGUCUGGUGGUGGGUGAGAACGGGCUUCCCAGCGAGGACAGGCCCAGCUUCAAUGGCCCUCGGCCGGUGGGGCUGCGCUCGUCCUUGCGGGGUGGCUUGGCAAUGGGUGAGCAGCUGCGGGAGGUGAUGCGGCUGCUGGAGGCCAAAGAGUACCAGUCCCGGAUGGAAGGCGUGGGGCGGCUCCUGGAGCACUGCAAGGCCAGGCCCGAGCUGGUCACCGCCAACCUGGUCCAGGUCUUUGAUGCUUUCACCCCAAGGCUUCAGGAUUCCAACAAGAAAGUGAACCAGUGGGCACUGGAGUCGCUUGCCAAGAUGAUCCCCCUCCUCAAAGAGAGCUUGCUCCCCAUGCUGCUGUCCAUCAUCAUCGCUGUGGCAGACAACCUCAACUCCAAGAGUGCAGGGGUGUAUUCUGCUGCAGGGACCACACUGGACGCCUUGAUGGAGAGUCUGGACAACCUUUGCCUCCUACAAGCAUUUGCUGGGCGGGUGCGUUUCCUGAGUGGCCGUGCGGUACUUGAUGUCACAGAACGUCUGUCUGUGCUGGUGGCCUCGGUGUACCCCCGAAAGCCCCAGGUGGUGGAGCGCCACGUCCUUCCGGUCCUCUGGUACUUCCUGAACAACAUGAUUGGCAGUGGCAUCCUGCCCGGGCAUGGCGGGAACGUCCGCCCAGUGGUGUGCCGACUGUCCAGAAGUCUCCAGGAACAGAUGGGCUCCAGGCUGCAGGACUUGGCCGCUGGCCAGCCAAAGCAAGUCCUCAAAACGCUGCAGCAACUCUUAGACACGGAAUCCCUGUGAGGCAGUCCCGAGGCCCCCAGCAGAGGGAUGGUACCAGGCAGCAAGACAAUCGGCAGCUCACGCCCCUUUCAGCAGGAUGAAAGACAGAUCUGAAAUGGGCGAUCAUUUUUUUAUCUUAUUUUUAUGAUGGAAUAAUCACCUGGUAUACUUUCCCUUAGAGUUCCAGAUGUACAUAGUAUAUUUUGAAGUAGAAAUAAAAUAAUUACUUAUUUUU